UGUCCUUUGCAUCUUCCCCUCGAGUGUCGCAUUCCCUGGGAAAUCCAACCCGAUCAACACAAUUCCAACAACUCGGAUCGCGUGUGCCGAGUAUCCACCCGCUUUCUCCCCGCAACAACAAAGACGACAAUAAUGCCGCUGCGAGAUAUUCUCCAGAAGAAAGACAAGAUUGGCGAUAACAGCGCGCAGUAUUCUGCUGGGGUCCCUUCGACGACUUUAAGUCCGGUGCCUGACAUCACCUUCGUCCGAUCCGAUACCACUACGCAUGAAGUCAUCCGGCCGCCCAUCUACGAAGGCGACCGCGAUGUCGAUCAACGCCAUGCCGCAUACCUGGAUCCCUCGCGACCCAGCUCCUCGUCGCAUCGUCGGUCAUUGAACCCGUUCAGUCGUUCCCGAUCGCCUUCCGAGUCGCAAGGCUCCUCAUCCCCGUCGCGAGCGCGCGGAGAGCGCCGGCUGUCGCAUUUGCUGCAUCGGGAUCGGCGGAACUCGAGCGCGAACUCGGUCAAUGUCCCCGCGGACCUUCCCCAGAUCACGGACGAUAAGGGUAAUGAGCAGGAUACGGAGGCACAAUGGGAGAAAAGGGCAACGAUGCUGGUUCAGCGAAACCCGCAGUUCGCGGGACCUUUGUCGCCAACCUCGUCGGCUGGCUUUGGGCCGACUAGCCCGAUGUCAAGAUCGAGGAGCUCUAGUCAUAGUGGGGUUAUGGAUCGGGAGGGAGAUGUGAGUGCUAUUCGGUCAUCUUGAGUAUAGGGUGAGGUUUAACAAGAGGUGUAGGUCAACGUACAAGAGGCAAUUCGGCUUCACGAGGCUGGCGGCAAGAGAAGAUCUUUCCAUAUUGGCUAUUGGGUUAUGCUGAUA
Aspergillus steynii IBT 23096 is the source of this 858-nucleotide messenger RNA. RefSeq lists its product as uncharacterized. The record is from RefSeq and is a predicted model, not a curated record. The transcript has a single exon. Bases 133 to 744 code for a protein of 203 amino acids. NCBI's taxonomy places the organism in Eukaryota, Fungi, Ascomycota, Eurotiomycetes, Eurotiales, Aspergillaceae.